ACAUUAGGACAUUGGAACAAGUCUAUAACUGAUUUGCUUGGUUCGUGGUCAAACCUCCCUAUCCGACCGGAGAUUACUGAGCUAAAAAAGCCACAUGUGAAAGACUACACAGCCACCCAAUCAUAGAUACCACGUGGAGAUAAUGAAACUUGGAUCCCACAGCUAUAUAAACCCUCUAUGGGUAAUGCUCUUUCCUCACAAGUCACAAUUACAAAAACUAGAUAAGUUCACAACAUCAAAUUACAAGCUUUUAUUCUGCAGAGAAUGUCUAACAACAGUCAGAGCAUGAGCUUCAACGCUGGCCAAGCUAAAGGCCAGACCCAGGAGAAAGCAAGCAACCUGAUGGACAAGGCCUCCAAUGCUGCCCAAUCUGCUAAGGAAUCUCUCCAAGAGGGUGGACAGCAGCUGAAGCAGAAGGCACAGGGUGCGACUGAGGCCAUCAAGGAAAAGACGGGCAUGAACAAAUGAGAAGCACGUUCCAAAUAAAAUUUUACGUUUCCUUUUACUACCAAUAAUAAUAACUAGAUAGAUUUUGUCUGUCUAAAUCCUAAGUUCGAAGCCAUUAGGCAUCUUUUUGUUCUCUGAAUUUAUUCAAUAUCUAUCGAAGGGUUGUUGGCCCUUGUCUCUUGAUCAAUAUGUAGCCGUGCACUUAUUUAUUUAUGUAAUAAAGUAUUUUGAAAUACAUAAAGGGAAAUUGCACCG
This is a messenger RNA of Raphanus sativus (radish), 702 nucleotides long. RefSeq names its product stress-induced protein KIN2. The transcript is spliced from 3 exons. The record is from RefSeq and is a predicted model, not a curated record. Bases 265 to 468 code for a protein of 67 amino acids. Lineage: Eukaryota; Viridiplantae; Streptophyta; Magnoliopsida; Brassicales; Brassicaceae.